Solanum pennellii is the source of this 1870-nucleotide messenger RNA. Its product is annotated as protein ALTERED XYLOGLUCAN 4. NCBI's taxonomy places the organism in Eukaryota, Viridiplantae, Streptophyta, Magnoliopsida, Solanales, Solanaceae. Gene Ontology annotation, cellular component: Golgi apparatus. The transcript is spliced from 2 exons. The coding region runs from base 95 to 1363 and encodes 422 amino acids. The record is from RefSeq and is a predicted model, not a curated record. Gene Ontology annotation, molecular function: O-acetyltransferase activity.
AAAUGGAGAAAACUACUAAAAUAAAAAAAAAAUCCUUUAUUAUGUAAAAGUUCUUUGAGGUAAAAGGAAAAAAAAAAAAGGUUUGGAAUGAGAAAUGGAUACAAUAAAUCCAUUGAAAGACCAACCUCAUUCAAUUCCAUUGAGGAAGUUAUUGCUUUGGGCUUUGUAUGCUCUUCUUCCUAUAAUAACUUUUUAUCACUUACUUGCCUUUCCUUUUCCUCAAUCUAAACAAUCACUAGUCAUCACCACCUCAUCUUCAACUCCAUCAAAAGAAAUAGGAAAUGCUAGUGUAGAAAUUUCAUGUGACUAUAGCAAUGGCAAUUGGAUUCAAGACAAAUUAGGCCCUUUAUACACAAAAUGUAACACUAUCAAAGAGGGUCAAAAUUGUAUAACACAUGGUAGACUUGAUAAUGACUAUCUUUAUUGGAGAUGGAAACCAAAUAAUUGUCAACUUCCAAGAUUUGAUCCAAAAAAAUUUCUUCAACUCUUCAAAAACAAGAAUCUAGCAUUUGUUGGUGAUUCACUAGCUAGAAAUCAAUUGGAAUCAUUACUUUGUAUGUUAUCAACUUUUAGUCCUCAUGACUUAGUUUUUAGUCAUGGUGAGGAAAAUAAGUUUAGGAAAUGGCAUUUUCCUUCACAUAAUGUGAAUAUAUCAAUAUAUUGGUCACCUUUUCUAGUUAAAGGGGUUGAAAAAUCAGACAAGACAUAUUAUAAUACUUUGUACUUGGACUCUGUUGAUGACAAAUGGGCUAAUGAUUUAGGACAGAUGGAUUUGGUUGUGUUUUCAAUUGGUCAUUGGUAUUUGCAUUCAGCAGUUUAUAUUUAUGGUGACAAAGUACUAGGUUGUCAUUCUUGUCCUGGUUUGAAUUACACUGAGGUUGGAUUUUAUGAUGUUUAUGGUAAGGCAUUUGAGACAACUUUUAAGACAAUUAUUGAUAGGAGGGGUAGUGGCAAAUACACACUUGAUGUGAUUGUGACAACAUUUUCACCAGCACAUUUUGAAGGUGAAUGGGACAAGUAUGGGGCAUGUUCUAAGACAAAGCCAUAUGAUGCUAAGGAGAAGGAGAAACUUGAAUGGAUGGACGCGGAGAUGAGGGAAACGUCUAUUAAACAAGUGAGUAUCGCCAAAAAGGAAGGUCGUGAAAAGUAUGUGAGGUUUGAGGCCGUGGAUGUGACUAAGUUGGCGUAUUUGAGACCUGAUGGUCAUCCUGGACCUUAUAUGCAUCCUUUUCCAUUUGCUAAUGGGAUUCAAGAACGCGUUCAGAACGAUUGUGUUCAUUGGUGUUUGCCAGGGCCUAUUGAUACAUGGAAUGAGAUUUUGAUGCAAGUUAUGAUCAAGAAAAUGGACAUGAUAGUUGUUUAGUGAAGAAAGUUUACUUUUACAGUACUAGUUACUAUAUGUAUAUUUGAUUUUUCCAGAUUCUUGUCUAUUGGGUAAACUUUUUUUUGUUUCCCUUGUAGAGCCAAAGAAAGAAAUUCAGGUUUGUGUCACGUAGGGUCCAUAAAGGAAGAAACGCACACUACCAGAUUUUAAACUCUAGACUUCUAGUUUAGAGUGAAAGUUUACUUUUACUAGUACUAGUUGCUAUAUGUAUAGUGUUGAUUUUUCCAGAUUCUUGUUCAUUGUGUAAUUUUUUUUUGUUUCCCUUGGAGAGCCAAAGAAAGGAAUUCAGAUUUGUGUCACGUAGGGUUCAUAAAGGAAGAAACGCACGCUACCAGAGUUCAAACUCUAGACUUCUAGUUCAGAGUGAAAGUUUACUUUUACUAGUACUAGUUACUAUAUGUAUGUUGAUUUUUCCAGAUUCUUAUCCAUUGGGUAAUUUUUUUGUUUCCCUUGGAGAGCCAAAGAAAUGAAUUCAGAUUUGUAUCA